CCUCAAUCUCGGUUAAUAAUAUUUCAUCAAACAAGUAUGGAUCUUCCAAAAUGUGAAAUCCGGAAUGACUGAGGAGACAUUACCUAUCUAAUUAAGAGUUCUCCUGACAGCAUACUGGAUGAAGACAUCUUCGUGUGCAAGAAAUGCGCCAUGAGCCUUUAUGUUCAGGAAAAAUCCAUCGAAAUAGCUGAUGCUGAAACAAUAUUGGAUUGCCUAAACUUUUCAGAGCAUAAUAUAGCAAAGAUUGAUAACUUCAAAGAGUCUUAUAACUUUGAAGAGUUAUGGAAGAAGAUGCUGCCAGAUCUGGAAGCAUUUACUAUCAAGAGUAUUGAGCUCAAAGAUGAACUAGAAACAGCAGAUAUUAUAAAUGACUGGAAAAAGAUGGUAGAUAUCCAAAUUCAAGCAAGAUUGUUGCUCGAAUCAAUUCUCAAUUCAAAGCUUUACAAGGAGUAUAUCAGACAAACAAAUUACAUGAAUUUUCGUGACCAAGAAGCUAAAAAGAAGCCAAAAUAAGAGUCUACAUAAAAACACUGAAAAAUCUAAGAGUACCACCAAAAUAUCCGAACACAUCAAAGUUAGAGAACAAUUACAGGAAGAAAAUAAGCUAUUUCAGCAAAGUGAUUUACAGACUAUGCAUAAGGAUCAUAUCUUUAGCCAAAACCCAACAACAAUUGUUGAGAAAGAUAGUCAACCAGCAUCUUUUCAUCAAGAGAUUGAGCAUGAGAAGAAAGAUAUUGGUCAGCAGCAAGAUAUUAUCCAACAAGUACCCGGAAUCAGCUCUCUGGAAAAUGAUAAAGCUCGACUAAAUAAUACUAAUAAAACACUGAAUAAUGACAAGAGCCAUCUUGAAAAGAAGUAUACUAAGAAAAGUCAAGAUAUCAAAGAGCUUCAGCAGGAAUUGGACAGCCUGAAUAAGAAAGGCAAGAAGAAGCAUCAUAACAUCACAAAAUUACAGGAACAGACUACUCCUCUUGAAGAGAGAAAGGAAGAUGAGCUACAAGGAAUAUUGAUGAAAACACAUCCGAAGGAUUCUGAAAAUAACACAGGAGAGGAAAAGAUUUCAGAAAGUGAAAAAGCGGGACUCAAAAAUAAAGUUAACGAAACAAAUUCAAAAUCUUGCAUAAAAGAGGAAAUUGACCCUCUGGAAGAAACGAUAUCGAUGAAGGAUACUGAUUUGGAAGGCUCUAAAGGAGAGAUUCUAAAUAAUGUUGAUUCCUCUGCCACUGAGAAGCCAUCAAUAAAAACAUUCUGAACCCAACCAAAGAAAAAGAAAAAGGGCAAACAAAAAUACUGAAGAAAAGGCCAAGCCUGAGUCAAUAAUAAAAUAUUACCUCAGACUGUACCCAUUCAGCAAAACUCUUCAAAAACUGAAUCAAAUUUUAAAGAUCUACAGACAAAUUCUCGAUUAGAGCUCGUCACUGCCAUAAAGAAGAGAGUUACAGAUAUUCUUAACAAUGAAAACACUCCAGAAUUUUCUGGCACGGUUGUAAGAGGUCUUUGCAAGUUACUUAAAGAAUUGAGAUGCACAAAUCAAAGAAGAGUGUUUAUUAAGACGAUUAUAACAUGAGCAAUUAAAGAGAAAAAGAAAGAUAAAGAAAUAAUGUAUGCAUGUUUGUUAAGAAAACUAAGUGAGGAGGAUAACAACGGAACACAAGAGCCCAAGCCGAACUCUGUUCUUAAAUCUUUGCCGCAUAAGAUUAAUUUCACUGAAGAGCUCCUUGAAGAAAUCAGAUUACUCUUUAUUGACAUUCUCAAACAGUCAACUUCAGACGAGGAAACAACCAACAAGCAGAAGGAGGAUAUUGGAAAGGAUUCAGAAAAUGUCUAUCUUCGUAGUUCGCUUCUAAAAUAUCUUAAGUUAGAAAGUGAGCUCUUCAAAUUGAACGUAUUUCUACCUAAUCUGCAAGUAGAAAUACUCCAAACUUUGAUAGGAAAUUACACUAUUGAGCUCGAUUUUACAGAGAAUGAAUUUACUAUUGAAGCUGCUUGUCUCUUCUUGAGAGAUGUAGGGCCAAAACUAGAUCAAACAUUCGCAGCCUCAGCAAAAGAUGGAGAUAAAGAAUUCUUACCGUUAGAUUGCAGAUGGGGCUACAAUGAAGCUUUGGACAUUCUUUAUAGUUAUCAAGUUCGUCAAGACUUAAGUCCUUCACUGAGAAACUAUAUCAUGAUGAUACUUGAUAUGAGAGCCACUGGUUGGGGAACUGGGUUACCUCCUCAAGCUUCUUCUCAAGAUCAUCUUGAUCGCAAAAAGGCGAAAAAUCUACCUUCAGAGUUUAAAUGUGAUCAUCCUUAUGCCUUGAGGAUGCUAUUGAUGACAGUGUUUAUGAGCUGGCACGAAAGCUGCAUCUGUAACAAGGAUUUCCUAGGCACAUUCAAGAAUAGCCCCUACGGAGCAACAAUUCUGACGAUAUACCUCGAAUCGGUGUAUUACUUGAGAAAAGAAGCUUAUGAUUGCUUCGUCACUUUCUUCUAUAUUCUCUACGAGCAACAUAUAAUUUCGGAUGAGGAUAUAUAGAAAGCGGGUUGGUCAGUUUCUUUAAAAGACUUCCUCGCUUUGAAGCAGGAUUACCUCAUCUUAGUGAUCCGCUAAGCGAUUUGUUAUAUUUUAUAUUCAUUUCACGUGGAAUUGGAGAUUUUGGAACAGUUUUGACAAAAACUGAAUUUGACAAGAUCAUAAUCUCCAAAGAAGAAAACAAAGGCAUUGAUAUCUUCUUCGAAAUAUUCGCUUCCCUCCUAUUCAAAAUCCACCAAUUCCUUGGCUUAGACAUAAUGAAAACCUUCUACUCAAAAUCCAACCUCGAAACCGCAUGCAAACUCCUCCACCCCCACAUCCACUACACCCACCUCUUCUCCGACUUAUCCAACCAAUCCAUCCCCUCCACCAUCAUCGAGCUCCUCGAUCUCCCUUCUUCCUAAACCAAAAAAUCAUU
Molecule: messenger RNA, 2930 nt
Organism: Moneuplotes crassus
Lineage: Eukaryota; Ciliophora; Spirotrichea; Euplotida; Euplotidae
Source: the annotation of a GenBank genome assembly